AUGGCCUCGCCAGACCUAGAAAAGUUAUUACGCGUCCAUGAUGAUCAAGAUAAUGUCAAUACUUCAGCUCACAAAGUAACAAAACGCUCUCGCAAGCUUGUCUUCGCGUGCCUCGUGCUCCUGACAGUCUUGGCCCUUACCGUCCCCUUCUACGGACUGACUUGUCGCACGCUGAGGGACAACGCGCGGGCGGCAGCCAUUCGCCCAGGUUUUCGCCAUGCUACACCACACGGCAGCUUCCGCGGCGGGUCCUCUCAGCCUGCAGUCCUGAUUGAUGCGGCCAGGGACGACGGCGUGCGUCAGAAAAGCAUCGACGACUCAGCAGUUCUGGACGGAAGGGAUGCGUCUGACGCCGCGACGGCUGACGCUGCAGCGCCGACCGUGCUCGAAUGCUUCCAGGUCGCGCAGCCCGUGCUCAUGCCAGACGGACCGGCCACGAGUGAUGGGCUGCGCACCGAAGACGGCGACGGGGGACGACGGGGAGGAGCUGAGUCGUGCACCGUCCAGCUAAUGGACCACGUAUUUGCAUGGAGCUACGGGAAGCCGUUCGUUGGCGAAUACGUGCCCCCAAGCUGCGAUUUCAAUCGCGUUGUGAUCAACUUCACGGUUGUUUCGGAAGGCGUGCAAUAUGACCGCCUGGCGCUCAUGUACUUCGGGGAUACCGAGGUAUGGCGCACGUCGACUGCAGAGCCCACUGCACACCCGGGUAUUCGAUGGGUGUACCUCAAGGACAUGACCGAGUACCUCUAUUUUUGGAAGUCGCCUCAGAAACUCAUCUUUGAUCUGGGAAAUCUCGUCGACGACAGGUAUACCGGUACUUUCAACACUACGCUGACGGCCACUUUCUUCACGAGUGAUGUCGAUCCCGGAAAUGCUCCUCCCAGCGAUCUAAUCAUACCGGUCUCCGCGCACAAAUCGGGCACCAACGAGCCAAGCGCAUUCACUGUGCCCGAGAGCGACGCUACAGACACGGUUCAAUUUCCACAGAACGCCAACCGGGCCGUGUUCUCGGUAUCUGCUUGUGGCCAGGCCGCCGAGGAGUUCUGGUGGCAGAACCUCCUCCAGAGUGACAUCUGGGCCUUCAACGCUACCACGGGCGAAGCUUUCCCCGGAUACAGCCCCUUCCGAGAGGUGCAAGUCUACAUCGACGGCCAGCUGGCCGGUGUACAGUGGCCGUUCCCUGUUAUCUUCACGGGAGGUGUUGUGCCCAGCUUCCAUCGGCCUAUUGUGGGACUGGAUGCUUUCGAUCUUCGAGAACAUGAAAUCGAUAUCACGCCUUGGCUCCCGCUGCUGUGUGAUGGGGCGCCCCACACUUUUACCAUGCGGGUUGCGGGAGUGGAUGACGACAACGGCAAGAACCCUACGCUGACCAAGACGGUCCUGUCCAAUUGGGUGCUCAGCGGCAAGAUCUUUGUCUGGCUGGACGACGAAGGCUCAGUCACGACUGGGUCGAAGCCGGCCAUCAUGGGGGAGCUGCCCGCCAUUCAGCUGUCGCAUGCUCUGGGGAAGAACGCCACGGGCUCUAACGAGACUCUCCGGUACAUCACCAACGUCAAGCGGACAUUUGGGGUGAGCGCCCAGGUGGCGUCUCAAAAGUCUUCGGGUAUUGCGUCUUGGUCACAAGACUUGUCUUACUCUAACAGAGGCAGAGUCACAGGGUUUGGCUUUAACCAGGUCAACGAUGUCAGCAUCGAGGGCAAGGACAGGACGUCCGGGCUCUAUUCCUAUGGCUCCUCGUACAGCUACCCGCUGAGUUGCGGCCAGACCUACAGUGUCUCGGAUGAGGGUAACUUAACCAUCCAGGCCACCCUGUACCAGGGCCUCAGGUUGCAGGUUUCCGGGUCCUCUGUUUUCCCGACAGGCCUGGAGGCGUUUGCUGCGGAAGGAGAGUUCGCAGGCGGGUCGCUUCUGGAGACACAUCGCUACGGCCAGGCUGCGUACAACAGAUGGGGCAAUCAGAAAAGAAGCACCGGCUCUGGACACACAAACCAGGUCUUCCGCUUUGGCGGUCUGGCUUCCGGUGGUACGGCGGGUGGCUCGGAAGGCGUCGAGCUGUACUUCCGCAACGUCACCGCUGUUAAUGACACCGUGGUGUUCAACGAAGAGAAGGUGGCUGGCGCGCCGGAGACGGUCUCGUCGGCACCGCCUUCGCCCUUGCCAGCCGACUCCAACUUCAGGGGCUUGUUCGCCCAGGUGCCCACCAGAGGCCAACGGGCAUCGAUGGCCGUCAAGGGCAGCGCAGGUGUCGGGAGAGGGGCUCCUGCCGACGGGUCGACUCCUCAGCUCGGCAUCGAGCAAUCUCCAAUGAGGCGGUGA
Molecule: messenger RNA, 2316 nt
Organism: Thyridium curvatum
Lineage: Eukaryota; Fungi; Ascomycota; Sordariomycetes; Thyridiales; Thyridiaceae
Exons: 2
Coding region: 1-2316 (771 amino acids)
Source: RefSeq, a predicted model, not a curated record